Molecule: messenger RNA, 531 nt
Organism: Venustampulla echinocandica
Lineage: Eukaryota; Fungi; Ascomycota; Leotiomycetes; Helotiales; Pleuroascaceae
Exons: 4
Coding region: 1-531 (176 amino acids)
Source: RefSeq, a predicted model, not a curated record
AUGUCUGCCGAUACAGCACCGUUAACCAAGGUCGACUCCGCCAUCCAAGGCCUCUCCUCUAGCCCACCCAAGGAGGCAGUCAAGGGCCACCGGAGAGCAAGCUCGAGUGCAGCGGGUGUCUACAACAUCAAUGACUUAGAAAAGGAAGGAACGGAAAUCCAAAUUGCAAAGGAGACGCAAAAACUGAACUGGCGUAUCAACAAGUCCCCCAACACGCUCGAUGAGCCAGAGAAAUCGGCACUGAAGAAGAUGCUCACCACACCACCCGUCAAGAAGAUUGACCUACACUUCCCCCUCGGACUUGAGGUAACAGCACGGAACUUGAAGGGAGUAACAAUCAAAGAUGCAUUAGAUGCAAUCUACAAGCAAUUCCGGAAGAAGGCGGACGACGAGCUUGAGACCCCAAUCCUAGCAGGCUUCGAAUGGGACAAGGAAGAGUGCUGGACCCGGUUCAUCGUCCAUUGCAAAAAGGAAGGUGCCCCACAGCCCAAGAAGAAGGGAAAGAAAGGCCAAGAAGGCGACGAGCUCUAG